ACCAAGGGAUGGCUCGGGAGUAGGGGUAGGAGGUGCCCCCGGCAUGACUUUCCAGAACUAAGUCCCAGCCCUACCUCGGCCAAUUCCAGAUUGUUUCAGUGGAUCCCUAACCCUUUGUCCCGCAGGCCGCCUCCCUCAGGAGUGCUGAGCCCAUGGGCCAGGGUGUCCCCAGGGGCGGGGAGUUGAGGGCCCUUCCGAUCCGUAGUGGGCCUGGGAGAUGCUGGGAGAUUAGCGUGGCGCCUGUCCGGAGAGGUGAGCCGGCAGAUGUCCAGGCCGGGGCCGUGCCGCGGGCCACACUGGAUGGCCGGCGGGACAAUACCAGGACUCCAAUCUGAGACUCCAGGCCGGACCCAGCGGCUACCCGUCUCGGGUUCCUCUGCCCCUCACCUGCCGAGACCCGCUGGAAUUGGGGGGCUGGGCGGCCGCAGUGACCGCAGCUCCCCAGGAGCCCCCUGCCCGGCCUCCCCAGGCGGGCAGUGGAAUUGGACGGGCCCCUGGGCGCGCCAUGCGCAGCACCACUCUUCUGGCACUGCUGGCGCUGGUCCUGCUCUACCUGGUGUCCGGUGCCCUGGUGUUCCAGGCCCUGGAGCAGCCCCACGAACAGCAGGCCCAGAGGGAGCUGGGGGAGGUCCGAGAGAAGUUCCUGAGGGCCCAUCCGUGUGUGAGCGACCAGGACCUGGGGAUCUUCAUCAAGGAUGUGGCUGAUGCCCUGGGAGGGGGUGCGGACCCUGACAUCAACUCCUCCAGUAACAGCAACCACUCAGCCUGGGACCUGGGCAGCGCCUUCUUUUUCUCGGGCACCAUCAUCACCACCAUCGGUUACGGCAACGCGGCCCUGCGCACGGAUGCGGGACGCCUCUUCUGCAUCUUUUAUGCGCUGGUGGGGAUCCCGCUAUUCGGGAUCCUGCUGGCAGGGGUCGGGGACCGGCUGGGCUCCUCUCUGCGCCGUGGCAUCGGUCACAUCGAAGCCAUCUUCCUGAAGUGGCACGUGCCACCGGGGUUGGUGCGAAUCCUAUCGGCGGUGCUCUUCCUGCUGAUCGGCUGCCUGCUCUUUGUCCUCACGCCCACGUUCGUGUUCUGCUACGUGGAGGGCUGGAGCAAGCUGGAGGCCAUCUACUUCGUCGUGGUGACGCUCACCACGGUGGGCUUCGGGGACUAUGUGGCCGGCGCCAGCCCCAACCAGAGCAAUGCAGCCUACCAGCCCCUGGUGUGGUUCUGGAUCCUGCUCGGCCUGGCCUACUUCGCUUCGGUACUCACCACCAUCGGGAACUGGCUGCGAGUAGUGUCCCGACGUACUCGGGCAGAGAUGGGCGGCCUCACGGCGCAGGCCGCCAGCUGGACCGGCACGGUGACGGCGCGGGUGACCCAGCGAGUCGGGCCCACGGCACCACCGCCGCUGGAGAAGGAGCGGCCCUUCCUGCCUCCGCCGCCGUGUCCGGCGCAGCCCGCCGGCGGGCCCCCGUCCCCGCUCCCGGUGAAGGCCGAGCCGCCCUCCCCGUCCUCCCCGUCCACCCCGCCCACGGCCUCCGCGCUGGAUUACCCCAGCGAGAACCUGGCCUUCAUCGACGAGUCCUCCGACACCCAGAGCGAGCGCGGCUGCGCGCUGCCCCGCGCGCCACGGGGUCGCCGCCGCCCCACUAACCCUCCCCGGAAGCCCGCGCGGCCGCGGGGCCCAGGGCGCCCGCGGGAAAGAGGCGUGCCGGCGUAGGGGCAGGACCCCCGGCCCGGGCCUCUCCAAGGACUUCGUUCUUGCGCUCUCCCCGGCAUGCUCUGCUUGUUUGACCAAAGAGGCCUCUCUCGACCCGACCGAGGCCUGCGGAGGAGGCUACGGGCUGCCACACCCUGCUCCUGGCCCUCUCCUCACUUCAUCCAUUUGCAGACCCCCCAAGGCUUUCUGUCUCGCUGUCUCGGCUGGGCCCGUCCCUCACCACACCUCACGACUGUGCCUCAAAAGCCUGCAUCAAUAAAUGAAAACAGUUUGCACCGCUGCGGGCGUGCGCGCUCCGGG
This is a messenger RNA of Lontra canadensis (Northern American river otter), 2008 nucleotides long. It is a transcript of the gene KCNK4, whose product is annotated as potassium two pore domain channel subfamily K member 4. Gene Ontology annotation, biological process: stabilization of membrane potential; potassium ion transmembrane transport. Gene Ontology annotation, cellular component: membrane. NCBI's taxonomy places the organism in Eukaryota, Metazoa, Chordata, Mammalia, Carnivora, Mustelidae. The transcript has 7 exons. Gene Ontology annotation, molecular function: potassium ion leak channel activity. The record is from RefSeq and is a predicted model, not a curated record. The coding region runs from base 506 to 1708 and encodes 400 amino acids.